UCUUCUGUGGUCCUGCCCCUGCUGCCUGAGCAUCCGGGCUGGCAAGGGGAAGGGGAGGGAGGGCUAAUAGAAGGGCCGGGAUGAGAAAAAAACCUGAGGUCAAGAUGCUGUGCAGAGCAACCCCAGAUGGGGUCUAAGGCUGUAGAGAUGAUGGGAGGGGGAAGCUAGUAGGCUUAUCUGAGAAGCCCACCUCAGCACAGCUCCUGUCCCCUCACCUGCCAGAGACCUGGACAGUAGGGUUAGGCUCUGAUUGGCUAAGUGGGAUGGGGGUCAUCUUUUAGGAUUCUCUGUUCUAGACUACCCUUCCCCUCAUAUAUACUUCCUCUCUGCUAAGAUUGGCUGGAUUAGCAUUGUGACUCAUGCCUCUGCCCUCCCUCUCAUGGCCUGAAUGGACCCUCAACCAAGCAAGCCCCUUCCCCUCUUCCUCUAGACCACCCCCCUCCAGGGUUAAAGCUGCAGCCCGUUGCCGAGGUAACAUUGCGGGGCAGCAUCCUGUCGCCCAGCAACCGGCUGCAGGAUCAUGCAUCUGUCCCUGGAUUUGCCCCUUCAGCAUCCCCUCCUCACUUUAAUCCCUGGCUUUGGGCACCCCAACUUCUAAGGGAAGACAUGGAAGGACCUGGGGAGAAAGGGCUUUCCAAGUACACAGAUCUUUAGGGAAUGAUGGGGAGAGAAGGCACUGGGGUUUGUAGUUCAAGAAGGCCCAGCGUCUGGCCUGGGGUGGGGGUUCAGAGCCAUGAAAUUACAGCUCAGGAGUAAUUAACACGUAUAAACAAACCCGCCACUUCCUGCUAAUUAAUGACUUGGUAUUUUUAUUUUCUCUUCCUUGUCUGUCUCAUUGUCUCCCAGGGAAGUGGGGACUGGGACGUCUGAGUCCCUAGGGGGAGCCUGCCUGGGAGGGAUAGAGGCAGGAAAGGGGCACUCUGAGUCUGGGAAGCUGAAGCUCCCUCCUCGGACCCUGCCCUGAACAUUUAUUUACCAUAUCUGACUCCACCCCAAACUUGGGUCUCUGCGGAGGGGAAGAGGACAGUUGGGGAAAGGGGGUCGGGCCUGCCUGCACCUUCUUCUACCUUCUUCCCCUUCCCCACCCCUUACCCCCUCCAUGGAGAGAAAUAGACUCCUCUUCUGCCCCUUCUAACCCAGGUCCCUACCCGUCCCCCUCCUCCUUCCUUUCCCCGCCCCCUCCUCCCUCCUGGGGCGAGGGGGGCCUCCCUCCCUCUCCCCCCCUUCUCUCUCUCUCCGAGGGGGGGGGAUCAGGGGAGGGAGGGGGGGUCCCCCAAUCAGCAUGUGGCUCCUGGCGUUGUGUCUGGUGGGGCUGGCUGGGGCUCAACGGGGAGGAGGGGGUCCCGUCGGCGGCGCCCCAGGCAGCCCAGGCCUGGGCCUCGGUAGCCUCGGGGAGGAGCGCUUCCCGGUGGUGAACACAGCCUACGGGCGAGUGCGCGGUGUGCGGCGCGAGCUCAACAACGAGAUCCUCGGUCCGGUCGUGCAGUUCUUGGGCGUGCCCUACGCCACGCCGCCCUUGGGCGCCCGCCGCGUCCCGCCGCCUGAGCCUCCGGCCUCGUGGCCCGGCGUGCGCAACGCCACCACCCUGCCGCCCGCCUGCCCGCAGAACCUGCACGGGGCCCUGCCGGCCAUCAUGCUGCCUGUGUGGUUCACCGACAACUUGGAGGCGGCCGCCACCUACGUGCAGAACCAGAGCGAGGACUGCCUGUACCUCAACCUCUACGUGCCCACUGAGGACGGUCCGCUCACAAAAAAACGUGACGAGGCGACGCUCAAUCCGCCAGACACAGAUAUCCGGGACUCUGGGAAGAAACCAGUGAUGCUGUUUCUACAUGGCGGCUCCUACAUGGAGGGCACUGGGAACAUGUUCGACGGCUCAGUCCUGGCUGCCUAUGGCAAUGUCAUCGUAGCCACGCUCAACUACCGUCUUGGGGUGCUCGGUUUUCUCAGCACUGGUGACCAGGCUGCAAAAGGCAACUAUGGGCUCCUGGACCAGAUCCAGGCGCUGCGCUGGCUCAGUGAAAACAUUGCCCACUUUGGAGGUGACCCUGAGCGCAUCACCAUCUUUGGGUCUGGUGCGGGGGCUUCCUGUGUCAACCUGCUGAUCCUCUCCCACCAUUCAGAAGGACUGUUCCAGAAGGCCAUUGCUCAGAGUGGCACUGCCAUUUCCAGCUGGUCUGUCAACUAUCAGCCGCUCAAGUACACGCGGCUGCUGGCAGCCAAAGUGGGCUGUGACCGAGAGGACAGCACUGAGGCUGUGGAAUGUCUACGCCGGAAGUCUUCCCGAGAGCUAGUGGACCAGGAUGUACAGCCUGCCCGCUACCACAUUGCCUUUGGGCCUGUGGUGGACGGCGAUGUAGUCCCUGAUGACCCCGAGAUCCUCAUGCAACAGGGAGAAUUCCUCAACUACGACAUGCUCAUCGGUGUCAACCAGGGAGAGGGCCUCAAGUUCGUGGAGGACUCUGCAGAGAGUGAGGAUGGCGUGUCUGCCAGCGCCUUUGACUUCACCGUCUCCAACUUUGUGGACAACUUGUAUGGGUACCCAGAGGGCAAGGACGUGCUUCGAGAGACCAUUAAGUUCAUGUAUACGGACUGGGCUGACCGGGACAAUGGCGAGAUGCGACGGAAGACCCUGCUGGCACUCUUUACUGACCACCAAUGGGUAGCCCCAGCUGUGGCCACUGCCAAGCUGCAUGCCGACUACCAAUCCCCUGUCUACUUUUACACCUUUUACCACCACUGCCAGGCUGAAGGCCGGCCAGAGUGGGCUGAUGCCGCACAUGGGGAUGAGCUACCCUACGUCUUUGGUGUGCCCAUGGUGGGCGCCACUGAUCUCUUCCCCUGCAACUUCUCCAAGAAUGACGUCAUGCUCAGCGCAGUGGUCAUGACAUACUGGACCAACUUCGCCAAGACUGGUGACCCCAACCAGCCUGUGCCACAGGACACCAAGUUCAUCCACACCAAGCCCAACCGCUUUGAAGAGGUGGUGUGGAGCAAGUUCAACAGCAAGGAAAAGCAGUACCUGCACAUCGGCUUGAAACCUCGCGUGCGUGACAACUACCGCGCCAACAAGGUGGCCUUCUGGCUGGAGCUUGUGCCUCACCUGCACAACCUUCACACGGAGCCUUUCACCACCACCACUCGCCUGCCUCCCUAUGCCACACGCUGGCCACCUCGCACACCUGGCCCUGGCACUUCCGGCACACGCCGUCCUCCCCCACCUGCCACUCUGCCACCUGAGUCUGAUAUUGACCCGGGCCCACGAGCCUAUGACCGCUUCCCUGGUGACUCGAGGGACUAUUCCACGGAGUUGAGCGUCACUGUGGCUGUGGGAGCUUCCCUCCUCUUUCUCAACAUCCUUGCCUUUGCCGCCCUCUACUACAAGCGGGACCGGCGACAGGAGCUUCGGUGCAGGCGGCUUAGCCCACCCGGAGGCUCAGGCUCAGGUGUGCCUGGUGGGGGCCCCCUGCUUCCCACUGCUGGCCGAGAGCUACCCCCAGAGGAGGAGCUGGUGUCACUGCAGCUGAAGCGGGGUGGUGGUGUUGGGGCGGACCCUGCUGAGGCCCUGCGCCCUGCCUGUCCACCCGACUAUACCCUGGCUUUGCGCCGGGCACCGGACGAUGUGCCUCUCUUGGCCCCCGGGGCCCUGACCCUGCUGCCCAGUGGCCUGGGGCCCCCACCCCCACCCCCACCUCCUUCUCUCCAUCCCUUUGGGCCCUUCCCACCACCUCCUCCUACUGCUACCAGCCACAACAACACGCUACCCCAUCCCCACUCCACCACUCGGGUAUAGGGGGCGGCUUGGGGAGGGCUACCUCCCUAACCCUCCCCAGCCCAGGCCACUUGAAGGCAGGGAGGAGGACUUGGCACCGGGCUCUUCCCCUGUGGAUUUGUCAAACGUCAUGGAGCAGCGCUAAGGUGGACAUGGGAUACCUCAUGGCGAUGGGAGUUUUUCCCAUGCAGAGAAGCCCAUUCUCUUCUCUGGACCUGGGCCUUUGAAAACCUGGGCUAUUUUUGCCCUCCGAUGGGACACCAGUCUUCGGUGUGUGGAAAUGUGGAAGUCUUUUUUUCCCACGUGGAGGUGUGCUUUCCUCAUGAGGGGGUGUUUUCCCAUGUGCAGGGUGAGGUUUUUUUGUUUUUGUUUUUGCCGCCCUGGACACAUGUUGUCCCCCUUGAAGAAGAAUUUCUGCGGGGAUUUGUACCCCAGAAUCCUGUUCCCUCAUGCCUUUGCCUUCUCCCCGUCCCACUCCCUGGAGACCCUGGAAGUGAUGUGUUCACAUACAGUGACCCUUGGCCACCAGACAAUACAGGGUGGUACCUGGGGAGCAGCAAGGAAAUCACAGGCCCCCUGGACCCCACUCCCCAUCCACCCUGAAAAGCAUGUUUCUCCCCCCAUGGCACAAGUCAGGCGAAGCACGUUCUCCUUGGAGACCCUUGCCUUCCAUAGACAACACAGAUUUCCUGCUAGAGGGAAGGGAGAUCUGUGCAUCCCAGCACUGUCUGGAAACUUACCUUCCCAUGGUCCAGGACACAUUUCACUGAAUGGAAACAUGUUCUUGCAUGUGGAUGUGUGUUUCCCAGGCAGAGGGUCCCGCUCUCCCCAGCUCUUCCCUGCAUUCCCCAACACCUCAGGCCCAGCACACAAUCCUCCUUACAUAGCAGGUGGGGAAAGACUUCAAGUUGACAGAGCCACGGGGGGAGGGGGAGGACGAACCUGGAGGGAGACGCAGAGGUGAGAGGAUGUGGGGGCAUGGCACGUGUCACACAAGAGGCCAUGCAUGUUUGACCUCAUGGGGCCUGAGGACAGCUUUCCCUCAGUCCUUGAGAUCAUUGCUCAUCCGUGCCAAACUGGGUAGGGGAGUUAGGAGACUCAAAAUGUGCCAAGGAUCCCCUAAGUCCUAGUCCAGGGAAGGGAAAUGUCAGGGACAGGUGGCAGCUAAGCCCCCCCCCCCCUAUGUCUCAUCCCUAUGUCAUUUCCCCUUAACUGCCUUUCUUCUCCUUCUCCAUCACUGGCUCCUUCUUUGAUGCUCUCCCCAUCUCAGGGUCAGACCAGCCUUCUCUCUUCACCUUCUUUGACCUGCCGCCCCUUCCUGAUUGGCUGAGCUGACGGAAAGGAGCAGUAGAAGGGGGAGGGGAGGAGACAGGGAAAAAGGUUACAUGGACAGGUUGGGGAGAAUGAGGUCAGCUGUACAGAGGAGCAGAUGGAGGGGGCCGUGGGGGACAGGGCUUGGGCAGGAACCGGCAAGAAGAUUUCAAAAGGAAAUGUGAAAGGCAUCUGCCCAGAGGUCUUUAGAUUUGGACCUCCGAGGAAAAGAACGUCAGGAAAGGUUUAAGGGACACGGGUGGAGGUGUGGCUGAAUCCUCUUGUAUUGUGUGGCUUUCUGUGGGAUGUUAGUGCCAAACUUGUAUAGGGGUAGGGUGCUGUCUUCCACUGACACCCAGAUCCAGAAUCCUUGGUCUUGAGUCCCCUGUCCUUUUCCCCACUUCCACCCAUGGAAACGUAGUUCUUUUCUGGCCCUUUCCCUGCCUGGUCUAGCAAUUCUUGGAACAGCCAUGCCUUCCAAAUGCUAUCAACCUGGGCCCUGAGCCCUGUAAGUGGACGCCCCAGAGCUGGGGUGUGAGGGGGGGCUGGGGGACCCCAUGAAACAGCCACGGACUCCAAUGCCCAGCCCCUUUCCAAAUAAUCCCAUGUCCCCACCCCAACCCUUUGCGGCUCUGUACACAUUUUUAAACCUGGCAAAAGAUGAAGAGAAUAUUGUAAAUAUAAAAGUUUAACUGUU
Molecule: messenger RNA, 5780 nt
Organism: Myodes glareolus (Bank vole)
Lineage: Eukaryota; Metazoa; Chordata; Mammalia; Rodentia; Cricetidae
Source: RefSeq, a predicted model, not a curated record